This is a messenger RNA of Drosophila montana, 2753 nucleotides long. RefSeq names its product outsiders (gene out). The transcript has 5 exons. Gene Ontology annotation, cellular component: membrane. NCBI's taxonomy places the organism in Eukaryota, Metazoa, Arthropoda, Insecta, Diptera, Drosophilidae. Gene Ontology annotation, biological process: transmembrane transport. Gene Ontology annotation, molecular function: monocarboxylic acid transmembrane transporter activity. The coding region runs from base 484 to 2457 and encodes 657 amino acids. The record is from RefSeq and is a predicted model, not a curated record.
AGUGCUGGACGCGUAGCAGUUAACAACGGCGACACGGCCGACUGAGCCAAAGCAGCGUGUGUGUUUACAUUCAAUUACAUUUGUAUUAACAUUAACGCUAACGUUAACAUUAACAAUAACAUCUACCUUUACAUUUGUAUUAAUCAAGCCCCGUUUUCACUGUAACUAUCAGAACCGUAAUUGUGUUUGUGCGUUGUUCUGUGCAAAACUCGAACCGUGAAUUUGAAAAACAACAAUUAGCCAAUUUUUAUUUUUUUUUUGCUGUGCAUAUAUGUGUGUGUGUAGAUGUGUUUAUCAGUCCACGAUUUUAUUUAUAUAAAACAAACACAAAUACAAGUGAAAAACUUGCGCUAAAUUUAUAGCAUACGAGUCAAAGAGAAGCAAAAGCAAAAGUUCGCAUAAAAACGAACUAACUGACGCCAAUUAACUUGGGCUAUUGAAAACAGAAAGUAAGGCAUUUUGUGCCCAUCUUCAACCGGGAUUAUGGACAAAUCGACGCUGACGCAGAAGAAUUACGCUAGUGUCUACAAUGAGACGACGAAGCCAAAGAAACCGAAGCGCCGCGACAAAAGCGAUUUGGGACCCGAUUUUGUGGCGCCCGAUGGCGGCUGGGGCUGGGUCAUCUGCCUGGCAGCGGGCCUGAACAAUUUCUUUAUGUUUCCGGCGCUGCAGCAGUACGGACUGAUCUACAGGGGGCGCAUGUCUACCCUGGGAUUCGAUGCGAAGGAAACGACGAUCAUUGUCAACGUGGUGAUGACCCUGUCCUCGAUAGUGGGCAUCUUCAAUGGGGCCAUGUUCCGGCGUUUCACCUUCCGGCAAGUGGCGUUGGCGGGCACAGCUCUGGGCUUUCUGGGCAUCUUCGGAUCGGCCUUCUGCACCACCGUCUGGCAGUAUAUUGUGUGCCUCUCGCUGAUUUAUGGUGUGGGCCUGGGCCUGGCCAUGGCAGCCGUGUCGCUGGCCGUGAACACAUACUUCAAGCAGAGCCGGCGACGCGCCACUGGCUUCUCGUGGACCAUUACCGGCCUUGGGCCGAUCAUCUUUCCCUAUGUGUCCACCUUUCUGCUGGACUACUAUGGCGCCCAGGGCACCAUUCUGAUCUAUGCCGGCAUCGCGCUGAAUGCGAUGCUCUGCGCCCUCACGCUGCAGCCGGUGAUGCGACAUGUGCGCAAGCCGGAGAAGCCAGACGCCGAUGUCGAUGCCGUCGAUGCCGUCGACGAAAAGGAUCACCCCGAGCUGACCGAGGCCAAUGGCAAUUUGCUGGUGCCGAACAGCGAUCAGUGGUGCGAUUACGAGUGCAAGUACUGCCAGUACCAGAGGCGCACCAAGCGCGGCAUCUUCUCCUCGCAGUACCUCUUCAAUGACGACGAUCCCGAGCAUCCCGGCUACGAGAUCACAGAUCCGGGCACACCCAUGCUCGCCCGGGCGAACGAUGGCUGGUUCGGCUCCAGGCUGUCGCUCGCCUCCGAGCGCCGCCAGGUGCUGUUGCGCCAGGCCUCCGUCACGGUGACAGCGGCUGCCGCAACCAAGGCCAGCCGCGAGAAUCUCGACAAGCUGGAGGAGGGCAGCGAGUUGGAUCCGCAGCAGCAGCCAGAAUCGGGCGCCGGUCUCUACAAGCCGAACUACUUUAAUCGCGAACGUGAGGAUCUGGAACGCUAUGCGAGCAAGACGAGCGUCUACUCCAGGCCGGGCGGGGAGGAGCUGCUGCGCUGCACUUGCGCCGAGGACAAGGUGCUGCUCCAAAAGUCCGCCGAGGCACUGCGUCUACAGACGCUGCAGGCCCUGCAGGCCGCCGAGGCUGACGAGGAGGAGGCCAAGCGCAAGAUGACUUUCCGGCAAAAGGUUAGCAAAUUCUUCGAUCUGGAUCUGCUGCGCAACUUCACGUUCGUCAAUCUGGUCAUCGGCAUGAGCAUCAUGAUGUUCGGCGAGAUGAACUUCUCGGUGCUGACGCCCUUCAUCCUGAACAGCUAUGGCUACACCGACAAGCAGAGCUCAAUGGUAAUGUCGCUGCUGGCCUGCAUGGACAUCUCGGUGCGCUUCCUGGCGCCGCUCUGCCUGGAGAAGGUCAAGCUGGACAAUCGGGUGCUCUUCGCGUUUGGCAUUGUCUGCAUUGCUGUCGGUCGCGUCAUUGUCACAAUGACCUCCUCCUACGAUGUGGUCGUGGCCGUCUUUCUGCUAAUUGGCUUCGGCAAGGGCUUUCGCACCAUAUUCUCGCCCCUGAUCAUACCCAGCUAUGUGCCGCUGCGUCGCCUGCCCGCCGCCUCUGGCCUGCAGCUGAUCUUCAAUACCAUCUUCUCCUUCGCCAUGGGCCCCCUCCUGGGCGUCGUCACGGAGGCCUACGGCUACAGCGCCACCAUCCACACGAUCAACAUACUCACGGCUAUGGCACUGCUCAUGUGGAUCUCAGAGUCGGCGAUUCGACGUGUUCUCGGCAAGCCGUACAGUGCACCGGAACAAUAGUGGGCGGCACAAGCGUCCUGACAGCUGAGGGAACUGAGCUACUUAUGCGGGCCACCACUGUAGAAUUGCAAGUGAGCCACUUAUGCGGGCCAACACUGUAGAAUUGGAUGUGUGCUACUUAUGCGGGCCACCACUGUAGAAUUGGAUGCAGCAUCGAUCUGCAAUACCUUGUGCAAAGUAUUACCUUAAGCAAUUUUCACUACCUUAAGCUUCUCCCGUAAGCGCUUAAUUUAAGAAUUUUAACUCGUGCUAUCGACGAUUGGGCAUGAUUACUUUUUUUGCCAUAAGUACUUUUA